Molecule: messenger RNA, 498 nt
Organism: Dentiscutata erythropus
Lineage: Eukaryota; Fungi; Glomeromycota; Glomeromycetes; Diversisporales; Gigasporaceae
Source: the annotation of a GenBank genome assembly
AUGAAAAUCACAAUAAUUCUAACUUCUGAUAAAUGGGUUAAUGAAUAUUAUCAGUUAACAAAAAAAGUGUUAUCUGUGCUUUGCAUAUCAAUAGCAAUAUACUAUCUGGAAUUUGAAAUCUCGAGUAACGUUGGGCAUCACGUUCGUAGUAGUAAUAGGGUUCGCGCUUUUCUUGGGCAUCACGUUCGUAGUAGUAAUAGGGUUCGCGCUUUUCUUGGGCAUCACGUUCGUAGUAGUAAUAGGGUUCACGUUUGUCAUAGUAGUAAUAGGCAUCGGCAUCACGUUUGUCGUAGUAGUAAUAGGCAUCGGCAUCACGUUUGUCGUAGUAGUAAUAGGCAUCGGCAUCACGUUUGUCGUAGUAGUAAUAGGCAUCGGCAUCACGUUUGUCGUAGUAGUAAUAAGGUUUGGCAUCACGUUCGUAGUAGUAAUAGGGUUCACGUUUGUCGUAGUAGUAAUAGGCUUCGGCAUCACGUUUGUCGUAGUAGUAAUAUGGUUUAG